AUGGCGGAUCUCAAGGAAGAGGAGAAGCUGGACUGGCGAGGCCUUCUCUGCACCGACUGGCGGAGGCUUCUCUUUUGGACUGUUGUCGUCUUCUUCUCCAUUAUCACUCUGAAAAAUGUGUACGAUAUUACAGUAGACUACUUGGAGAAUCCGAAAAAAGCCGACUUGGAUAUUGUCCUCAACAAGUCGAUGGACAUGCCGCCAAUGACGUUAUGUUUCCCAUCUGGCCAUGUGUUGAGCAAUGUUGUGGCGAGUCUGGGAAACAAUGGAACAAUGCCCAAGCCGGAGCUACUGCAGGUAUAACAUUGAUGACGAUAAAUUAAUAGCCAUUCUUUUGCCGGUUUUAGCAACAACUGGAUGCAUUCAACCUCACCGGAAGAUUGGUGGCCAACCCGUGGACGGACGAGCUCGUUUUCUCCGCAUUCAACGCGCUGGCCGCGUUUCACACGCUGGAGGUGGAGACCUACGAAGAUGAGGUGGCAAAGAAGUUGACCAGCUUUGGCAAAGGGAAAACGCGGUAUUCCGCCGCGAAUAAUUGGGAAAACAUUAAGGUAAAGUAACUUCAAUAUAUUGAAACGUAUAAAUUUCCAGUUCUGGCUCAACUUCAUGAAGGAAAAUGACAUUGAAGUCGAUGCAUUGGUGCAAGCAGUCGGAAUGAGAGCUAUUAUGAAGUAAGUUGUUGGGCGAUCAUAAUACGAGCUCUGCAUAGCAAAGAAAAUGCUUCCUUUUGAGUGUAAAGAACAACCUUUUAUAUGAUCAAUUUGUCGGAAAAAUAAUGAGCCCAAUGUCGCUACGCCAAUCGCGUCGCAGAAGUGAAAAGCAAAGUUUUUUCUUUGCGUUUUCCGCGGCACAAUUCAAUUUUCCGACGGUGAUUUUUGCUGCGACAGAGUGCUCAUUAUUUUCCCGACAAACAGAUAUAUUCUGACUGUAAUACUGUAUAUUUUUAGAGGGCUUACCCGCUUCGAACGCGAGACCCACAAGCCACAACCACCGAUGGGGAAGACCACCAUUCCAGCCAAGAUGCACAUUGAAUGGCUCUCCUUCAAUGACUUUUGUUUCCGUCCAACGUUUGCCGAGGACAUCCCAAUCGACUCACAGGUAGAUUACAAUGGUAUUAUAGUCUCUAUCAGCCUGUCGAGAAAAUAAUGAGCAUUCUAUCGCAUAAAAAAUCUCAUCAUCGCCGAGAAAAUGAAUUGUGUCGCAGCAAAAUCAAAUUACUUUUUACAUACUUCAGCAAUUCGAUAGGCACGGCUAAUUUUGCUCAUUAUUUUACCGACAGACUUAUAUGUAGUACCUUCUAACCAAUGAACACCAAUAAUUGACAACGUGAUUUUUGAGAGUAUUAUUUUAGGGGACCUUCUUCAUGCUGACCUUCAAAUUCAACCCCGAAUUUAUCGAAGAUGAGGAUCGAGAAGACGUCGUUCCCGAAGAUGAAUGUGUUUUCAUUGACUUCCAUGGCUCACGGUUUGACCGCGAGCCCUACAUGGUUGAAGGAUCGCAGAAACGUAAUGGAUUCACGGAGCCUCUGUGUUUUGGCAGUCGAUACGAAGUUCAGCUGGAAGUGAGGCAUAAAUACUCAAUGCUUGAGACGGAUGACGCCGGAUCGGCUUGCAAAUGCUACGAGGAAGACGCGGAGGACGAUUUCACAUGCCGAUCGAGGUGCAGAUACGACCAUAUCAAGGUAUGUUUUGGUCGUAUUUUUGAUGUCUUGCGCAUUAAUACGCUAGGUUUUUAAUUUUGUUUAGGAGCUCUGCAAAUGCAUUCCAAUCGCGUUGGCUGACCUCGUUGAGAAAGACGAAGACACUAACGCCAAGAACUUGACUUACUGUAACUAUCAGAAUUGCGAUAUUGAGUAAGUUUUGAAGUCAAACCCUUAAUGAUAAAAUCACCAUUUCCAGUCCAUCCUCCGAUAACUUCGAUGAGCUCGAAUGCACAAAGAAGUGCGUCCGUGACUGCGAACAAACCCACUACAGCAUCAAGACCUUCCAAAGAGGUCGAGUGGUGAUGCUGUCGCCGGAUGGAAAGCCCUCCGUUGCGGACAACGUCCUCAGCAUGGCAGUUCAGUUCGGAUCGUUCGAGUAUUUGGAAGUGUCGCAGAAAUACGCGUACACAUUUUCCUCGUUCAUUGGCGAUGCCGGAGGAGCUUUGGGAAUGUGGCUGGGAUUAUCAAUUCUAAGUGUGCUGCAGGUAAUCUAGCAAUGGGAAACAGAGGGGUAUUUCACCCCACCUUAUUAAAAAAAAUAAAAAAUCUUGUGAAUAACAAGCGGCCCAUAGAGAUAUGGGGCCUAUGCCAAAACUGCACGCAAAACUUGAAGAAAAUAUGAGCGUCGCGCUUGGAGUAGACGGGUCCACACCUGCAGGCAACCUCAUUGCGGACAGCUAGAAGAACCACGGAGAUUCUGCGGGAAUUUUUGGAAAUCAGCCAACAUUUGCUUAGAAAAGGGAGUUUAAACGAUGAAUUUGUCAGUUAGACGUUGAGAAUUAAGUUCACUAGUGUAUAAAUGGCUUGAAUAGUGACCAUAAAGUUAAACUGGUAUUUUUAAAGGUUCAGAAACCAUUUUUUUUUAAACUGCCAUAGCUUUGAAAGCGGUGGAUGAAUUCAAUAGAUUUGUGUACUUACCAGCACCAGGCACGUCAAACUGAGAUAACCUAAAACAAUAUGCCAAAAAAAGACGCGAAAAAGCGUUUUGUCGGGGAAGAAAUGGGGAAUUUUGGGGGCGAGAGAGUACGCUUUUGCGUGUCUCUUUUCUCUCUUUCUCUGCGAAAUCAAGACGAAGUGUAAAAAACCGAUAACGAAGGGUCUGUUCCGGUUACCGGACUCCUGAGUUUGACGUGCCAGGGAGUUGUCAAUGCAAAACUUUCAUCAUCCUAUGUAGAUUACGGUAGAAAAAUCGUAAUUCUAAUCGGCAGAUGUCAGCUGUCUACAUAGUGGUUGCCCACAACAGUCGCUAUUUUUAAAUAAUGUUAUCAAUUCUUUCCUUCUUCCCCAUAGUAACCCAAUUCUUUCCAGGGCUUUGUCUUUAUGACCCAAACCGCCACCAAAACAGUGUCAACCCGACUAACCGGACAAAGUGUUCGUCGACGGGACGACAAGCAAGCCGACGCGCUGCCGGAAAAGACCAACGUCAGUAAUAUCCCAAUUGCAUAA
Molecule: messenger RNA, 3148 nt
Organism: Bursaphelenchus xylophilus (pine wood nematode)
Lineage: Eukaryota; Metazoa; Nematoda; Chromadorea; Rhabditida; Aphelenchoididae
Source: the annotation of a GenBank genome assembly